AACUGUCCCGACGAGUUCCCCCUGCACAACUGUGUUAAUUUUAUGUUUGCACGUGUUAUGACUUGCUUUUUGCGUUAUGGAAUAUUCUGGAACUUAAACUGUCCAGGAACCGUGAAGUAAGGACAUUUGAAGACACGCAUGCGCGUCCCAGUUCUCGAUAUUUCCUCACGUGGAGAGAUUCCCCUUCCGCUUGUCAGAUCCACAUUCAAGAAGAAAUCGGGGCUCAACAUCACAAGGUCUCAACGACUACCACUUAAAAAUGGCUUUCAGGAAAUUCCUUCCCAUGUUUGACCGGGUGCUGGUGGAGCGUCUGGCUGCAGAGACUAUGUCGAAGGGGGGCAUUAUGCUGCCAGAGAAGGCCCAGGGCAAGGUGCUGCAGGCCACAGUGGUGGCAGUGGGACCAGGCUCCACCAACCAGGAUUUCUACAACUGGCCGGAUGAAUCCUUUGAGGAGAUGGACAGCACGCUGGCUGUACAACAGUACAUUCAGCAGAACAUCCGGUCAGACUGCUCCAGUAUCGAUAAGAUCCUGGAGCCACCAGAGGGACAGGACGAGGGGGUGUGGAAGUAUGAGCACCUCAGGCAAUUUUGUCUGGAGCUGAAUGGACUAGCUGUGAAACUGCAGAGUGAGUGCCACCCAGAGACCUGCACCCAGAUGACCGCCACAGAACAGUGGAUCUUCCUGUGUGCUGCACACAAGACCCCCAAAGAGUGCCCUGCCAUUGACUACACCAGGCACACGCUGGACGGAGCUGCCUGCCUUCUCAACAGCAACAAAUAUUUCCCCAGCCGUGUGAGCAUCAAGGAGUCCUCAGUGGCCAAGCUAGGCUCUGUGUGUCGCCGGAUCUAUAGGAUAUUCUCCCAUGCUUACUUCCACCAUCGCCAGAUAUUUGACAAGUAUGAGAACGAGACGUUCCUGUGCCAUCGGUUCACGCGCUUCGUGAUGAAGUACAACCUGAUGUCCAAGGACAACCUGAUUGUACCUAUCUUGGAGGAGGAGGUCCAGAACGCCUCAGCUGGGGAGAGCGAGGCCUGAGAGGAGAGCUGCACACAGGAGACCAGACGGGAGUUCAAAUACUAGAGUCAAAUACUGCUUGAUUGAGCUUGCCUGUUGCAAUGAAACCAAUGAGAGUCCCACAAGUGCAAACCCCGCCCACCUGGCACUCCAGGCAGGCUAUAGCAAACGCUCAAAGUAUUUGAAAAGCUACAGUCUCUCACUACUCUGUAGGGGAACGUUGCUUUAACCUUUGGAGCAGCUGGAUUUACAAAAGCUACAUUAAACCAUAAUACAGUUGGGGAAAAAAGUAUUUAGUCAGCCACCAAUUGUGCAAGUUCUCCCACUUAAAAAGAUG
Molecule: messenger RNA, 1352 nt
Organism: Coregonus clupeaformis (lake whitefish)
Lineage: Eukaryota; Metazoa; Chordata; Actinopteri; Salmoniformes; Salmonidae
Product: MOB-like protein phocein
Exons: 8
Coding region: 260-1036 (258 amino acids)
Cellular component (GO): cytoplasm; mitochondrial matrix
Molecular function (GO): protein-folding chaperone binding; ATP binding; metal ion binding
Source: RefSeq, a predicted model, not a curated record